UUCACAAUCACAACGUCACACUCACACCAACUCUCCGACCCAAAACCCGACCCGACCCUGACACCCGUGACCCGACUCCCAUGGCCUCCACAGCCAACCCCUUCUCCAUCUCCCUCUCCACCAAGCCCGCCGCCAAAGCCUCCCUCUCCAACCCCUCCGAGCUCUCUCUUCGGCCACACACCCACGGCGUCGCCGCUCUCCGGUCCUCGUUCGCUUCCAAUUGCUCCGUUAAGCUGAGUGUAGCCAAGUCCAAGGCGAAGAUAAUGGCGACAUCGGCUCAGGUGGUGGAUCAGCCGCCGAGUAAAACGGGUCCGGCGGCGAUGGAGGUUGUGGACGUCGAUUUGGGUACUCGGAGCUACCCGAUUUACAUUGGUUCCGGACUUCUCGAUCAACCCGAGCUUCUUCAAAGGCAUGUUCAUGGAAAGAGAGUUCUGGUGGUGACAAACACCACAGUUGCGCCCUUGUAUUUGGACAAGGUUGUUGAUGCGUUGACGAAAGAUAAUCCGAAUGUUACGGUUGAGAGUGUGAUUUUACCAGAUGGGGAGAAGUACAAGGACAUGGAUACUCUUAUGAAAGUGUUUGACAAGGCCAUUGAGUCAAGACUAGACCGGCGGUGUACAUUUGUUGCUCUUGGAGGUGGUGUUGUCGGUGACAUGUGUGGCUACGCUGCUGCUUCUUUCCUUCGCGGUGUUAAUUUCAUUCAGAUUCCAACAACUGUUAUGGCACAGGUUGAUUCUUCUGUUGGGGGUAAAACUGGGAUAAACCAUCCUCUUGGGAAGAACUUGAUAGGUGCUUUUUACCAACCCCAGUGUGUGCUUAUCGACACAGACACACUUAAUACAUUACCAGAUAGGGAACUGGCAUCAGGGCUUGCUGAAGUCAUUAAGUACGGACUUAUUAGAGAUGCAGAAUUUUUUGAGUGGCAGGAGAGGAAUAUGGACUCAUUGAUAGCAAGGGAUCCAAAAGCUCUUGCUUAUGCUAUAAAGCGCUCAUGUGAAAACAAGGCUGAGGUUGUGUCCUUGGAUGAGAAGGAAGGUGGACUGAGGGCAACUUUGAAUUUGGGUCAUACAUUUGGCCAUGCAAUAGAAACAGGGGUCGGCUAUGGAAACUGGUUCCAUGGAGAAGCUGUUGCAGCUGGCAUGGUCAUGGCUGUUGAUAUGUCCUACCGCCUUGGUUGGAUUGAUGAUUCACUUGUGAAGCGAGUUCAUAACAUUAUAAAACAGGCCAAGCUACCUAUUGGGCCCCCUGAGUCUGUGACAGUGGAGACGUUCAAAGCUGUGAUGGCGGUUGAUAAGAAGGUAGCUGAUGGAUUACUAAGGCUCAUCCUUCUGAAGGGUCCUUUGGGAAAUUGUGUUUUCACAGGUGACUAUGAUAGAAAAGCCCUGGAUGAAACACUCCACACAUUUUGCAAGUCCUAAUUUGCAUGUGAUUGAUCAUAUGCCAGUAUCAUUUAUGUGCAAGUUUUGAACCUUUGUUGUAUCUUUGUUCUCGUCCUCUCAACCUUGUACUCCUUUUUCCCCUAGUUAGAUGGCCUUCACUGGUCUUUUACAGUUUAUAGCCUUUACCUGUAAUUUUAGAAAUUGUUGGAUAUUGUAAACAAUAAAUCCAAUUAUCUGGAAAAAAUUGAUAUUGAGUUCAAACUAUGGAUGUUGAAUACAAAUUGAAAA
Messenger RNA from Argentina anserina (silverweed cinquefoil), 1667 nucleotides. RefSeq names its product 3-dehydroquinate synthase, chloroplastic. Gene Ontology annotation, biological process: aromatic amino acid biosynthetic process. Gene Ontology annotation, molecular function: 3-dehydroquinate synthase activity. Gene Ontology annotation, cellular component: cytoplasm. Lineage: Eukaryota; Viridiplantae; Streptophyta; Magnoliopsida; Rosales; Rosaceae. The transcript is spliced from 8 exons. The coding region runs from base 81 to 1418 and encodes 445 amino acids. The record is from RefSeq and is a predicted model, not a curated record.